AUGCCCUGUAGGACAAAGAGUUGGGAGAGAUUUAUAGAAUAGUUUGGGUUGGAAGGGACCUUAAAGACCUAGUUCCAAACCUAUUCACAGGGCUCUGUCAGGAUCACAUCAAAAGGUUCCUUUGGUGUUCUAUGUCUGAUAAUCCUCAAUGUCAGGUGUUUUGGGAGAUGAGUUUUAAUAUCCACCUUUCUUAAAAAAUGCCAAAACCAGCCUGAAACAAAAAAAAAAGCCAGCCUGGCUGAGCAGUGAUGGAUGGUGCUCAGGAGACUGGAUGACAGUAGCAUUUGUCUUCUCUCAGGUGAUGGAUGCAGGCUGUCGCCCAGCAGAGCGCUGGAUGAGCAGUGCCCUUCACCUUGGCUGGAGCAGGCAUGGGGUUGGUUUUCUUUGCACAUUUCUGCUUGCCAGGAUUGCAUCUGGACUAAGAACAAUAAAUCUCUGAGCAGAUUCAUAUCCAGCAGCUUUUCAGAGUUCCUUAGAUGACUGCUAAUCAAAGCAUUGUAAACAAAAUAAACAUCUGAGUGCUCGUUUUGGAGCAACGAUGUGUUAAACUCUUAGCAUUUGGAUAGCAUAUUGUAAAAUUAACAAAUCCCUCUCCUUAGGAGAUGAGAUUUGAACUUACAAUCCUUUGACCAGGAAAUCAGAGGUGGGAAAGGAACUGAUUUGCUCUAAGAAAACAAAGGCAGUAGCCUUAUAAAAAGGAUCGGAAGAUGGAAUUGUUUAGUUCCUGGUCCUGUGGUUUGCUUAAGCAAUGCCAGGAAUUUGAAGCAGCACAAAUGAAACAGUCAGCAAAUUUUGGGUGCUCUAGGGUAUUGAAAAAUGCUUCUGGGCAAGGCAGCUAAUUGCAUUCUGGGUCAGUGCUUCACCAUGUGGUGUUGCUAGCUAUUCUUCCUUAAACUGCUCUGCGAUAGCAUCCUGGGGUGAACAGUGAUACGAAAUCUCUGCCACUCUGCAAAGAGGCUAAGAAAAAGCUCAAAAUUCCCCUCCCCUUCGCCCUAAAAGCCCCCAAAACAAAACAAAAAAAGGAGCUUACUAGAGUCAAUGACCCUGAAUCAACUGUGGAAGCACCAACCUGUAAAAGAAAUACGAACUGAGCACAGUGGGGGUGGCAAGGCACUAGGAAAUGUCCAUUCUCUUACACUAAGUGUAAUUCAGGAGUGACUCUAGACAAGGCAGAUGAUUGCUGCUGCAUUUCUGUGAGAGGACACUCAGGCUUAAGGCCUCUCUGCUCACAUCUUGCAAACAGAUGUCUUCCCUUUAUGUGAGAUGCUCCACAUCUGGCAGCUGCUCAGUGGGUCCAGGUGAAAUUGCUCUCCUUCCCCAGGUCGGAGUCUGUUGGAAGAGGGAAAAAGGAGGCUGAUGAAAUGUUGGAACGCAAGAAGCAAUAAGCAAAUGCUGUGAAAUACAGGGAAACACUGGCCUGUGGAUAUUUAAAAUGGAAACCACAGCUUGUAAUGGCAGAAACUGCAGUACCUCCCAUAUGAACUCAGGCUGAGAGAGUUGGGGUUGUUCAGCCUGGAGGAGAGAGGCUCUGAGGAAACCUUAUGGUGACCUUCCAGUACUGAAGGGGCUACAAGAGAGCUGGAGAGGGGCUGUUUACAAAGGCAUGGAGUGAGAGGGGGAAUGGCUUUAAAUUGGAGAGGGGCAGAUUUAGAAUAGACAUAAGGAGGAAUUUCCUCACCAUGAGAGUGGCAAGGCCCUGGCCCAGGAUGCCCAGGGAAGCUGUGGCUGCCCCAUCCCUGGAGGUGUCCAAGGCCAGGUUGGAUGGGGCUUGGAGCCCCUGAUCCAGUGGGAGGUGUCCCUGCCCAUGGCAGGGGGUUAGAACUGGAUGGGCUUUGAGGUCCCUUCCAACCCAUUCUAUGAUUCUAUUGUGUUGAUGAUUGGACAAUCUUACAGGUCUUUGCCAGCCUUAAUGAUUCUAUGAUUCAAUGCAUCUUCAUCCAGUUACACCUGUGUUUAAGCGAACAGGCUGAGAGUUGAGGUUGUUCAGCCUGGAGAAGAGAAGGCUCUGGGGAGACCUUAGAGAAGCUUCCAGCACUGAAAGGAGCUCCAGGAAAGGUGGGAAGUGGCUCUUGAUCAGGGAGUGCAGGGAUAGGAUGAGAGGGAAGGGUUUUCAGCUGAAAACAGGGAGAUUGAGAUGAGAUGUUAGGAAGAAAUGUUUUGCUGUGAAGCUGGGGAGGCCCUGGCCCAGGCUGCCCAGAGCAGUGGUGGCUGCCCCAUCCCUGGAGGUAUUUGAGGCCAGGUUGGAUGGGGCUUGGAGCAGACUUUUUGUAGAAGCGUUUGUGUCUCUGGCACCAGGAUGUUUGUGGAGACAUAUUAAUAUCAAAGAAUGCCAACAACUUCUUCACCAAGUGGCUGCAUUGUGCAAGAGGUCAUUAUUUACAGCUACCAGCUUUAUUGAACUCUUCCUUACAUUUCAUCCUUAUUUUCUUCUAGAAGUGGAAAAACAACUUAGGUUUGAUGUUUUGUGUGCCAUCAACUGAAAUUGGGGCCAUCAUGAAUAUAACCAAGGGUGGACUGGUGCUGUUUUCAGCUAAUUCCAAUUCAUCAUGCAUGGAACUGUCCAAGAGGAUUGCCGAGCGCUUAGGAGUUGAGAUGGGGAAGGUUCAGGUUUAUCAGGAGCCAAACAGAGAAACAAGAGUGCAGAUUCAGGAGUCCGUUCGAGGGAAGGAUGUAUUUAUUAUCCAAACAGUUUCAAAGGAUGUGAAUACCACCAUCAUGGAACUCCUGAUCAUGGUGUACGCCUGUAAAACCUCCUGUGCCAAAAGCAUUAUUGGAGUGAUUCCUUACUUCCCGUACAGCAAACAGUGCAAGAUGAGGAAAAGGGGCUCCAUUGUCUCUAAAUUACUGGCUUCAAUGAUGUGCAAAGCUGGACUAACUCAUCUCAUUACCAUGGAUUUACACCAGAAGGAAAUACAGGGCUUCUUCAAUAUCCCAGUUGAUAACUUGAGAGCAUCUCCCUUCUUACUACAGUACAUCCAGGAAGAGAUACCAGACUACAGGAAUGCUGUAAUUGUGGCCAAAUCACCCGCAUCUGCAAAGAGAGCGCAAUCAUUUGCUGAGCGGUUACGGUUGGGCAUUGCUGUGAUUCACGGAGAAGCCCAAGAUGCCGAGUCUGACAUGGUGGAUGGUCGGCACUCACCGCCUACAGCCAAGAACAUUGCUGCUAUUCAUCCCAGUUUGGAGAUACCCAUGCUGAUUCCCAAGGAAAAGCCACCCAUCACAGUUGUUGGAGAUGUAGGAGGAAGAAUAGCUAUCAUCGUGGAUGACAUCAUAGAUGAUGUUGACAGCUUCCUUGCUGCAGCUGAGACCCUCAAGGAGAGGGGAGCUUACAAGAUCUUUGUAAUGGCCACACAUGGCCUCUUAUCUUCAGAUGCUCCCAGGCUGAUAGAGGAAUCCGCAAUCGAUGAAGUGGUUGUUACAAACACGAUUCCACAUGAAAUACAAAAACUCCAGUGCCCUAAAAUCAAGACUGUGGAUAUCAGCAUGAUCCUCUCGGAAGCCAUUCGUAGGAUCCACAAUGGGGAGUCUAUGUCAUACCUUUUCAGAAAUAUAGGACUGGAUGAUUAAUGCUUUUCAUUCUCCAGAAACACCCCGGGCCAAACUGGAAGUGAACAGAUAACGAGCUGUGAAGCAUUGUGCUUACCUUAAUAUUUCUAUUGAGCCACUUCAUGUUUUCUCUUGGUUAAAGUAUUGAGGUAGAACAGUUUUUAAGAGCU
Messenger RNA from Cuculus canorus (common cuckoo), 3716 nucleotides. RefSeq names its product phosphoribosyl pyrophosphate synthetase associated protein 2 (gene PRPSAP2). The transcript is spliced from 12 exons. Gene Ontology annotation, cellular component: ribose phosphate diphosphokinase complex; cytoplasm. Bases 2458 to 3567 code for a protein of 369 amino acids. NCBI's taxonomy places the organism in Eukaryota, Metazoa, Chordata, Aves, Cuculiformes, Cuculidae. Gene Ontology annotation, biological process: purine nucleotide biosynthetic process; 5-phosphoribose 1-diphosphate biosynthetic process. The record is from RefSeq and is a predicted model, not a curated record. Gene Ontology annotation, molecular function: ribose phosphate diphosphokinase activity; magnesium ion binding.